AAACUCACGAUACUGCGAGAAAACGGAGGUGACAAAACAGGAAAUGAGGAUAACGCCAUUGCAAAGAAACAUGGUGGUUAUAAUGAUGAUUUUCAAGAAAAGAAGAAGCGUGAACGUCCUAAGAAAAAAUCUACGAAAGCUAAAGUCGUUGAUUGUCGGAGUGAGGAAAAUGAUAAUAAAAAACGCAGAGAUUGUGAUUUAGGAAACAAUGAAAUGCGAAACAGAAAAAAUUCUCAAAGAGAUUUAAUGGAUGCUUGCGUACGGCUGGAGAAGAUUUCUGUUGAAGAUUUAAAAUUUAAAACGUCGUCUAAAAUUGUGGAGCAUCCUAAAGAUGUUGUUAAUUGUGGAAAGAACAAAAAUGAUGGAGAUUUAGAGUUAAAAGAUAUGGAAGAUUUUAUAAAUAUGAAAGAUAAAUUUACAUCAUUGCAAAGCUAUGAGAAGAAUACUUUAGUUGAGAAAAAUCAUUCUGGUUAUGGAAACACACCUUCAUUUUCUUCUUUUCUACAAAACGCGUCUGCUGACUCUAUUAACGUAUCUUGUAAGGAAUGUAUGAUAGAUGUGGAUAAGCAUGAACUUCAAAGGAUUGAGAAGUCCUUUGAUGAACCUGACUUUAUUGAGGAUAAUAUCACCCUGAAUGAUAAGGUUGACAAAUCUUGUGGGAAAUUGAGGGAUUUUCAAAUCACAUUUAUCGACGAAAGUAAUGUGUUUUUAUCGUGCGGUGAUAUCGUAAAUAAAGAUUUUAUCAACUCUCUUGAAACAAAAACAACUAAAGAUCGCCGUGUUCACACUAUAUCUUCAGUAUUGGAGUCGUUAAAUAGUGACAACGAUAAUGGUUUUAAUGAUUUUGUUGUGGAAGAUUGCUCGAGGAAUGUUGAAUUGGAUUUUGAAGAUGAUUUGUUUGCCUUAACACCAAACCAAACUGAAAAGAAUUUUGAUCAAUACUUGGAACAUGUUGAUCACAGAUCUGUGUGUAGUGAAUCUAAAAGUGAAAAUCUUAUUGAUUCACCUUCGGAAUCUUUGUGUUUGACCGAUGAAAAACAUCCUUUGUACAGUCAUUAUAGUGAUGGGUGCUCUAGUGGAAGUUCUAUGGUGUUAAGGCUUCCACCAGAUGAGGAAAGCUUUGAAUGGAAUCUUGAUGAGUCAUUUGACGGUCACCAGUCUUCCGGUACGAGUAAUAACCUCGGAAGUCCUGAUAGUAGUACAGUUCCUGUUGUUACCGAGGUCAGUGACUUAAAUUUAGAAAGGACUGGGGAAUGUUUUAGUAAGAAUAAUGUAAUAAAGGGUGAAGAAGUUGUUUGUGAUGUUUCAAACAUGGAAAUAUCGUGUGAUUUACACAAUAAAGAACAAAUUAAAGGCGCUUUUGUGGAUAAUGAUGUUUGUUAUGAAAUAUCUGUGGACAAUAAUGAUUGUGACCAAGUAUCUGUGGAUAAUGAUGGUUUUGAUCAGGUGUCUGUGAAUAAUGAUGGUUGUAAUGAAGAAUCUGUGGAUAAUGAUGUUCAUAAUCAAGUAUAUGCGGAUAAUGAUGGUUGUAAUCAGGUAGCUGUGGAUAAUGAUGGUUGUCGUCAAGUAUUUGAGGAAAGUGAUGGUUAUAAUCAACUAUAUGUUAAUAAAGAUAGUUCUUACCAAGUAUAUAAAAACCAAAAAGAACCCCAUUCAAAAAUCAAAAACAUCAACACAUCCCGGGCAGACGGUAGUUAUGAAUUGAAGAUUUGGAGACCAACAAUGAUGCCUCCUUCACCAAAUUAUGUUAAAGAAACACGUCAUAUCUACAAUCUACCUCAUGUUCGUCAUCAAAAAGCGUUUUGUAGUGAUUCCAAUGAUUUACCGUUAACAACGAAGGUCGUCGGUGGACGGCGUCUUCAUUUGUCUUCAUUAUCGGUAAAAGAGCUUCCUGAAUUCAAUCUUGGCGGGAACUUCAGGACUUUGAGGGAACUCCAAGACCAAUGUGUAUCCAAGAUGGACAACGGUUUACUCAUGGACUGUCUAGCUUCAGAGGGUAAAAUUAGUAAUUUUCCUCAAUAUAAGGAUAUACCUGGAAAACUAAAGGCCGAUCUCCACUUCGACCGUACCGUAGCGUAACGUAGCAAAACGCGACGUAGCGUAUCGUACGCAUAUACGUGUUACAUUCUCCACUUUGGCGGUUUUAACGAACCGUACAGAAACGAAGCAUGGCGCGAAUUUUGAUUAUAAUCAUAACAUGGCGGUUGUCAGUAAAA
Xenia sp. Carnegie-2017 is the source of this 2216-nucleotide messenger RNA. RefSeq lists its product as uncharacterized. NCBI's taxonomy places the organism in Eukaryota, Metazoa, Cnidaria, Anthozoa, Malacalcyonacea, Xeniidae. The record is from RefSeq and is a predicted model, not a curated record. Bases 214 to 2079 code for a protein of 621 amino acids. The transcript has 3 exons.